AUGAGCACCAUGUCAGACUCUGGUGGACUGCCCGUGAUCCUUGAGGAUUCAACUUUGAGGGAAAAAAGAUCAACAACGAGUAUCUUUUCAGAAGCCUCUAGCACACCCACAGCUCCAACCACAUAUGGGGCUCAAAGUUCAGAGAAGCUGCUGCAGCCAAAGCCAGUCGAGCAAAUAGUCGAGCAACCGGUGGAGUACAGGACUUACAUCAAACUUCCCGAGAGACAGACUCUAAAGCACAAGCUCUCAAGAGAUGUGUUGAAAAGCUUUCUGACUGGGUCUACGGCAACCAGGGUUACCAAGCCCAAGCCCAAUACCAAGGAGUCCCGUGGCAUAAAAAAGGAUAAAAAAUUCAGUUUAUUCGGGAUUUUCAAGCGCAAAAAGAACAAUACCAUGAAAACGGCCAUCGAGACAGCAUUGGCGAAUAAAGAAACAGCCAGCAAAGUAAACAUCACCAACAUUCAUUUACCAUCCGCAUCGCCAAUGGCCAAAGAGACCCCUGCUGAAAUGGACAAUUCCAGCAAAAACAACACUUUCGACACUACUGAUUACGACACAUACGAUUCGUUUAUAAGUAGUGGAGAUGAAAUGCAGGUAAAAGACAGAAAGGAUGCUGAAAUUUGUAUCAGGAAGUCGCAAAUGUCACUGGGUCAUUUUAGAGAGAACGUACUGGAUUUGGGUAUAACAGACGACAGCGCUCCGACUUCAUAA
Messenger RNA from Kuraishia capsulata CBS 1993, 711 nucleotides. RefSeq lists its product as uncharacterized. The transcript has a single exon. Bases 1 to 711 code for a protein of 236 amino acids. The record is from RefSeq and is a predicted model, not a curated record. NCBI's taxonomy places the organism in Eukaryota, Fungi, Ascomycota, Pichiomycetes, Pichiales, Pichiaceae.